Messenger RNA from Funneliformis mosseae, 405 nucleotides. The record is from the annotation of a GenBank genome assembly. Lineage: Eukaryota; Fungi; Glomeromycota; Glomeromycetes; Glomerales; Glomeraceae.
AUGUACGAGCCGGUUAAACCUAAACCAUACGUAACGUAUCGGGUGACUACUGAUUUGAUAAAGCGUUUCGUUAAACUUCACCCAAUUAAACAAAUUCGUCAAAGACCGAAUACAAAAAUGCCUUCUGCAAACAAUAACCUUCAAUCCGCCUUACCAAACAACAUGAAAGAAUAUGAACUCCUCGUUAUCCCACCACCGUCUCCAAAGAGUCCCACCCAACCAGCCCUUCGAACAAAAAGAAUCAGUUGCAAUCAGACCAAUGGAUCGUUUUUCUGGAUUCCCGAGGGAUUUCGUCCUGUUUUGGUGCGCACUUCGGAUUUGCCCUUGAUUGUAGGUUCUGAAUAUAACCCACCGUCGCCAAGCAAUUCCUCCGGAUACGCAAGUGGAGAUGAAUCCGGUUAUUAA